Molecule: messenger RNA, 6831 nt
Organism: Mytilus trossulus (common blue mussel)
Lineage: Eukaryota; Metazoa; Mollusca; Bivalvia; Mytilida; Mytilidae
Exons: 20
Coding region: 186-6602 (2138 amino acids)
Cellular component (GO): extracellular region
Molecular function (GO): chitin binding
Source: RefSeq, a predicted model, not a curated record
AAUGCAUCUUGACAAGAGAACAAAUUCGCUAUGCCCGGAGCAGAUCCGGAUCAAAGAAAUCGUGAUUGCCCGUACGGAGAUGUAUUUUAACGGGAUGAUUAAGAACUGUAUGGUCAAACGUUGAUGAGGAGACAGAUCUGUGCGACGUUAUGAGAAGCUGACACGGAAAGUAACUUUUGUCCACGAUGAAGAUACCGAUAUUUAUAGUUUUAUUAUGUCUCAUUGUACGGAAUACACACCAACAAGGUCUAAACUGUUAUGUUCCGGCUGACAUUUUAAUUUUAUUAGAUGGGUCGGACAGUAUACAAGACAGAGAUUGGACAAAUGCCAAGACAUUUGUGAAACAGCUCAUCAAACAAUUCGAUGUAGCUCCCGACGCUAUUCAUAUGGGAAUUGUAGUGUACAGUUCCAAUAUAGGAGACUAUGUUAGUUUCGCGCCUUUUAAACCCAAAACAAUGUUAGAGAUUAUCUCAACGUCUCUUCGGCAACCUAAGCAUUCUACGAACACUGCAAAGGGUAUCCAAUAUGCCAGAGAACAAUUUAAAAAAGAUGGAAGACAAGGUGUGCCUAAAAUUCUAAUUGUGAUCACCGACGGAAGCUCCGAUUCUCCGCGUGAUACUCAUUCUCAAGCAGAAUUGGCUAAAAUUGAAGGGAUUCGUAUCCUAGCUUUGGGUGUCGGAAAACAAGUUUUUAAAGACGAAUUGAGACAGAUUGCAUCCAGUCCACGGAAAGUUUACACUGCAACCUCAUAUAUAACUCUACAAGGAUUAAUAUCCGAGAUCAGAAACAUGGUUUGUCAAGCAAUUACAACAACUACAAGUCCACCAUUGCAAACACAAAUGGUAACUCUUCCAUCGAUACACGUUGCCAAUCCCACCGAUAAGGUUUGUAACGUGCCUGGAGAUAUCGUAUUUUUGAUUGAUGGAUCAAACAGUAUGAGCAAUGCAGACUUCCGGAAACAAAAAAAUUUCGUAGCAAACAUGAUAGAUAAUUUCGAAAUUGGAAAAGAGUUUAUACAUGUUGGUAUUGUUGUAUUUAGUACUGUGAUUGGUGAUAUAGUUCAUCUACAACCAUCAAGAUCAAAAGAUUUAUUGAAAAUUUUAGCAAACAAUUUACGACAUCCAAAAGUUGGAACGAAUACCGCUUUGGGUAUUGAACGCGUGCGCAAAAUGAUGCGUGAAGAAGGACGUUCUUUCGCCCCUAAAAUCAUGGUCGUGGUUACCGAUGGUCGAUCCGCUUCACCCGCUCUCACAUCUUUGCAAGCAUCUUUGGCCAAGGCAGAAGGACUUACUGUUAUUGCCAUUGGAGUAGGGAGUGCAAUGUUCAAGGACGAGUUGGAAAAUAUUGCCAGUGACGCAGGGACAAUGUUCCAGGUUACCAGAUUUCAAGAUUUGGAAUUGAUUAUAACUGCAAUGAGAAAUUUGAUUUGUCAAUCUAUUACAACGACGACAUCUACGACAACAACGACAACAACACCAGCUACGAUCAACGUACCGUAUCCAUCAGGUCUAAUUUGUGACGUCGCUGCUGAUGUUGGUUUCGUGAUUGACGGUUCAAAAAGUAUUUCCUCUGGAGAUUGGCCAAAGGGACUUAAUUUCGUAGCUAAUUUAAUAAAUAACUUAUAUAUCACCCCGGAGGGUAUACAUGCUGGCAUAGUAGUAUACAGUACUUUUAUAAACGAAAAGGUUCCUCUGAACCCCUUUAAAUCAAAGCCGUUAUUGAUGGCUAUGACUAAAAGUUUGAAGCAACCUAAACAGGGAACCAACACCGCAUUGGGUGUUGAUACUAUGAGACAGAUGUUCCGGAACCAAGGUCGAUAUGACGCACCGAAAGUUAUGAUUAUCGUAACUGAUGGCAAAUCAACAAAUCCUGGUCAAACUAAAAUUCAAGCAGCGAGAGCAAAGGCCGAGGGUGCUAUUAUAAUCACAGUCGGUAUUGGGGGUUCCAGUAUGUUUAAAGAUGAAAUCCGUGACAUCGCUACCAAGAACAAAUACUUUGAAGUGGCAGAUUACAGGUCGCUCACAACUAUUAUUCAGCAACUUAGAGAUCUGAUUUGUAUGGUCAUUACAACAACACCUCCAGUUAUAAGCACAACACCACAACCAGAUCCACUGCUGCCACCAAUUCCUGGUUGUGAUAUUCCUGCAGAAAUCAUGCUUCUAACUCACGGCUCAGAAAACAUAAAUGAAUACAACUGGAACAAAAAUAAAGACUUCAUAGUAAGCUUGAUAAGGAACUUAAAUGUUGGUAAAACACAGCAUCAUGUUGGAUACGUUGUAUAUAGUAACACAUACGGCGAUACGAUUGGACUAGAACCUUACAAGUCAAGCUUUGACCUGACAAAUAUGGCCAACUCGUUGAUACAUCCAGGAAAGGGAGUUAACACAGCUAUAGGUAUGAAGAAAUUAAGAGAAAUUUUCAAGACACAAGCACGUACGAAAGCACCAAGAAUUGGAAUUGUUAUUUCUGAUCAAACAUCUACUGAUACUGCGGCUACAAAACGUGAGGCAGAGCAAGCCAAAAAAGAAGGAAUCACUCUUUUAACUGUUGGUAUUGGUAACAAUAUAAAUCCACGUGAACUACAAGGGCUAUCAUCUUCUGAGAGAUUUAUCCACAGAACUGACAACUUUAACAGCUUAGAGAUGAUCAUGCCUCGCAUUAGACAGCAGAUUUGUGAAAUAAUCAUGAAACCUCCAGGUGAUUCGUUUACAGAAUUGUGUUCUGGUUGCUUGAUAGACAAGGGAACAGGAUUUAACCCUUACCCAGGAGACUGUACAAAAUAUGUACAGUGCUGGCGAGACAAUAACCGGGUGAUGGGAGCUAUUAAAUCCUGUCCAUUUGGUCAGUUCUGGGACAGAGUUGCAAUGGCUUGUCAACCAUCACUUAGUGUACAGUGCCCAGCAGACGUAUGUCGUCAUUCACCUGACGGGUUUACCUAUGGUAUGAAGAACAAAGGUUGUAGAUCUUAUUGGUUGUGUGUAAACGGACAUAGUGUUGGAUCAUGUUGUCCCGAAGGGAGUUAUUAUGUAGAAGGAAUGGGAUGCAUGAGAGGGCAGGCUUGUAAAGAACCUUGUCCACCAGAUGGCGGUAUUAUUCUUACUCCUGACUGUAGCAAGGAAGAACACUGGGAUCAACGUUACUUUAUAGAGAAGGUUCCGUUCUAUGGGAAGGUAGUAAGGCCAUGUCCACCUGGAACAGUCUAUUCCACAAGUUAUUGUGAUUGUGUUGUAAAGGGCACCAACGGCAUUAUUCCGAUACUUCCUGGAGAUAAAUGUAGAGCAAAGGCUCAUUUCAAUUUUGACGUUGAUAUGAAAGAUAAAUCUGGUGGAUCGGUCCCGAUCUCAUACCGUAAUGUUCAGCGAACAAGAUACGGAACAGCACAUUUCACCGGAAACGGUGAAAUGAAUUUGUGGAAAAAUAGAAACAUUAAUGUAAACAAUAAGUUAGUUCUUCGGUUCAAAUUUAAAUUAGACAGAUGGACGGACCGUUUUGACUACGGUGGUGUAAUUGUCGAUAUGGGAAAAGGUGGCGACGUUCACUGGAAGUAUGACAUUGAAUCCGGAUGGACAAGAAACAUCACUGUUGGUGGCGGCUGGGAUAUCCGAAAUUUGGUUAAGCUUUUCCGUACACUUGUCAGUUCCAGAACAGAACCGGAAAUGAAACAAAAUAUGUGGAAAGUAGCUAAUUCGAUGGAUUUCAAGACAUUACUGUAUCAGUUAGGAUUUGUACCAAACACUUCCAGCGGAAUGCAGUUAUUAAGAUUAUUGAUGAAUGGUAAUGGAGCAGAUAUCUUACAGAAGAUUGUUAUUGCACUAGAAAAACAAAAAUCACCUUAUGAUAUGAGAAUGACCUUGAAAACGAUGUUAUCUAGACCGGAAAUGAGAACAUGGAUUCUACAAAAUACUCCUAAACAAUAUAUUGAUAUCACAAUGAAGAAUUGGAAUCGCUUCUUAGAAUCACUUAGUCUACCAGAAAACCAAUGGAAAACUGGUAAAAUCACGUGGUAUAAACCUGCUGAUAAGAUUGGAACAGGAAGUAUGUCAUCUAUUUCCAUCAUUGCUGAUUUAUGGAGGACUUUUGCUCGGGCGAUGGGUAUGGAUACGCGCGAUUGGCAAAAAUUACUUCGAAUCACCUUAGGGACAGACGUUAUCGGAGAAGGAGGCCGUGUUGAUGUAGAAUUUAUAAAUGAAAUGAAAAAUGUUCUUGGAAGAAACAAUACUAUUUUACAAGCAUGGCAUGACUUCCUUCGAGGAAAAAAUGUGCGUCUCGACUUCGAAGGUAAGAACCCAACGACAUCGUGGUGGGAGAAAACAUUUGGAAUUGGAAGAGGUAUGGCGCCAAUUCCUGGUAUUGAUAGGGGAAUGUCGGUAGGAAUUGUUGCUGAUCUCUGGAGAAAAUUCAUUCAAGAAGCUCAACUUCCGGAAUCAAUGAAACAAAAAUUAACAUGGACAUUCGGUGGACCGGAUGCUACAGAAGACGAUCUCUUCAAAGAAAUAAAUAUUGUACUUGGAGAUGAUAAUCUCAAGAAUAAGUGGAUACACUUUAUUCAAGGUCAUUAUGCGCAUGGAGGUCCUGGUAAAACGGAAGCCCAAUUAUGGAAACCGGGUCCAAGAGGAGAAUUAUUCUGGAAAAUCAUAUUUGGUCAGGGAAAAGAUGGUUCUGGAACUGGUACUGGUACUACUGGUGGUUCACAAACAGGAACAGGUCAGACUUCUGUUGAUAUUAAAAAACUCGCAGACUUGUGGAGGACAUUUGUAACCCAGAGUAAACUGGAAGGACCACAAUGGAAAGAUCUUUUAAUCUUCACAAACACCGAUAAACCAGGGUCUAAAAAUAUAAAUGUUAAACUUUUGUUGAAAGAGAUGAAGAACGUUCUGAUGGCUGAUGAUAAUGUAGAUACUGCUUGGCUGAAAUAUCUACAAGACAACGGCAUAGAUAAAUCAUGGUUCUUAAGGAUACUGUUCUCUGAUCAAGGAGGACCUUUCAAUGAAAACUGGGUGUACUGGUACCUGUAUCGUAACAAAGAAUAUGCAAACACCGGUAUGGGUAACUCAACAGGUGGUAUAGGUAUUGGAGGUAAUGGCGGUGGGGGACAGACAAAUAAGAAUCAAAUCAUUGGCUUAUGGAGAGAUUUUGUUACACAGUCUAAACUAGGACCAGAAUGGAAUGGUAUGUUAACAUGGACACUCGGAAGUGGUAAUAAUGGCGGCCCGGGCGAGUAUAUGGAAUGGAUAUAUGAAAUCAUAUCCGUAUUAGGAAACAAGGAAAUGAGAGGCAGAUGGCUUAACUUCCUCAACGCAAAGAAUGUUGGUAACGAAUGGAUCAACUGGUUCAUGGUUAUAUCUGGGGAUUCGAGAGGUUCAUUUGAAGUAGACCAAUCCGGUCUAAACUUGGUAAUGAGCUUGUGGAAGAGAUUUAUAGGAGCAUUAAAUCUAAAUGGACAAGGAGGACAAGGUGGACAGAACUGGAAUCAAGGGCAAGGAGGGCAAGGCGGACAGAACUGGAAUCAAGGGCAAGGAGGACAAGGCGGACAGAACUGGAAUCAGAAAUUAAUUUGGACGCUAGGAGGAGGACUUACAGAUAGAUAUAUUGAUUGGUCAAAUGAAGUCGUCUCUGUCCUUCAAAAUACAACUAUUCGUGAUCAUUGGUUUAAUUACUUACAGCAAAACAAUGCCGGUAAUGUUUGGAUAAACUGGUUCCGAAUGAUCCUAGAUGUAGGAAGUACCUCCAGUUCGUCAGGUAACUGGAUAUGGCACUAUCUAAGCAGUGGAAUGUCUGUACCUCUCGAUGUACUGGCUAAUCUUUGGAUCCAGUUUGUUUUCGAUAGAAAUCUGGGUUACGGUCAAUGGGCUGAUAGUCUUUGGUGGACAUUGAAUGUUAUCCCCGGUGCUAUUUCUGCUGACGAAUACAUGCACCUGUUUAAUGAAAUGACGAUACUGAUGAUGGACGAGAUGAUCCGAAAUGAUUGGAUAACUUUCUUACAUGGCAAUGAUAUAACAGCUUCGUGGAGCUCAACAGCUGGAGCUGGAAUGACUGGUGGAACCACAGCAGAAUCUCUAGACGCCAUCUUGAAUAGCCUCAGUGGUGGAACAGGUUCCGGUUCAUAUGGUACUAGUUCUGGCAGUAGCUCUGGCGGAUCAGACUUUUUCUGGGGUUUAGGAGGAGACUGGGAUAUGGAUGGCGGAUUUUCAAGGAAACGUAGAUCAGCUCACCGACAGAAACGAGCAAUUGUCGAUAAGAUGGCACAUGUAGCCUUAGUCGGCAAUUGUGGAAAUAAUGUUAAACCAUCCAUUUCUGUCACAGCAAAUGAACAAAAUGUUAAAAUGAGUUUGUUGACACAAAACAUACCAGCCGAACUUGAAAUUCCAUUGAUACAAGGAUGGAAUGAAGUGACUAUGGUAUAUGACGGUAAAAAUCUUCAUGGAACUGUUCAGAACUGGCAAGGGAAAAAACAUAAGAAAACUCCGUUAACAGGAAACAUUGUACAGAGGCAAGGACUCACGUUUGGAGCAUGCGAUAAAUAUCCAAGAUUUGCAGGUCAACUCGAUGAUAUUUUGCUUUACAACUGUGUCCCACUAGCAUUAAAGAAAGAAUUACCUUGAACAUUGUUGCUUCAGUUCCCAUCAUGCACUCACGAUAGUUUAUUUAACUUCAUUUUAAAAGAGUCUUCCGGUUUGUCAUCGGUUCAUAAGCGGGUAAAAUGAUAUAAAACGACACUGCAGUAUAUGGAAGGAGAUUCUACUUAGUGUAUACAACAGACUUUGCAAAUCCAUUUAAAGUCACUUGGUUGUUUAUAAUUUUAUACAUAAUAAAUUUGUUUUCAUACUUUUA